AAAUAAAGCAAGAUGUUCGUUUUGUUCAAAAAUUUUUGACAUAAGUAGCAUGGGUGAAGCUGCUUUGAAAUGUCAUAUUAAAGGUAAAAAACAUGCUGCUUUCACUGAUGCUGCAACAAAAUCACUUGGAUUGACACAGUUCUUUGGUGUUGAAAACUCCAGCACAGUAAAUGUCAAAGCUGAAGAGAAUAAAAUUAGGCCAGCUUCUGCUUCAGUUGUAGACAGCUGUCAUGUUACAAGUGUUAGUAGUUGUAGUAGCAGUUCCAGUCCUUCAGUAUCUUCACAUUUCAGUGGAACAGAUGUUAUGAAUGCUGAAAUAAGAUGGGCUUUGAAAUGUGCAACCAGUCAUUACUCACUUAAUUCGUGCGAAGGACUUCCAGAACUAUUCAAGAAUAUGUUUCCUGAUAGCAGUAUUGCGAAACAGUUUUCAUGUAGUGCCACAAAAUGUGCAUAUAUGAUAUGCUUUGGACUUGCACCACACUUCAAGGCUGCUAUCUUCAAGACUGCCAAUGAAGUGGAACACUAUUGCCUGUUGUUUGAUGAGAGCUUAAAUCUUUCUAAUCAAAAGAAGCAAAUGGACAUACACAUCAGAUUGUGGGACCCAAACAGCGAUGAGGUAGUUACAAGGUUUUUCACAUCUGUAUUUAUGGGACAUUCCAGCGCAGAAGUAACCCUAUCAGCUUUGCAAGAAGCAACAGAAAAGUUGAAUCACUCAAAACUGCUUAACUUGUCAAUGGAUGGUCCAGCUGUGAACUGGAAGCUAUUUAAUAUUCUGCAAGCUGAAUUAAAAAAGGAUUUUGGUUGCACCUUAAUAGAUGUAGGCAGUUGCACUCUUCACACUUUGAAUAAUUGCUUCAAACAUGGCAGUAGAUCUACAUCUUGGGAUAUUGACAGUUUUUUGGUGAGCAUAUACUGGCUUUUUAAAGAUUCUCCAGCUCGCAGGGAAGAUUAUUUGAAUCUUUCUGUAAACAAAAAACUCCCCUCUAAGUUUUGCAAACAUCGUUGGUUGGAAAAUGUUCCAGCAGCCGAAAGAGCACUCGAAAUUUGGGACGACUUGAAGAAAUAUGUCGGAGAAGUUGACAAGGGACAUCUUACAAAAAUUAAAUGUAAGUCUUACCUUAUUGUUAAGGAGGCAUGUCAGGAUGUUUUGAUGCCAGCAAAGUUGAACAUUUUCCUUUCGGUCGUCAAACUGUUACAACCUUUUCUUACGAAGUAUCAAAGUGACAAACCACUCUUGCCUUUCUUAGCUGAAGAUCUAAGAAAUAUGAUUGUUAGUUGCUUGCAGAGUUUCAAUAUUAUGAGGAAUGAGUACAUUUCGAAAUUAUCUUCACCAUACCAGGUUUCACUCUUUGACUUUAAAGACAGAAAGUGUCUUUUAAGUUCAUGCAAAGUUAACUUGGGGUUCAUUGCUGAUAGACUAGUCAAAGAACUUGUUCACAAAAGGGAAGUUUCAGAAAAAGAGGUACUAGAACUCAGACAUGAAACACAGAAUUUCAUUUUCUUGAUGCUUGAAAACCUAGUGGUAAAAUCCCCAAUCAAGUAUGCCUUCGUUCGAAGCCUUUCGUGUCUUGAUCCAAGAUUUAUGCUAACCGAUAGCCACAGCUGCUACAAGAAGAUGAAGCAGAUUUUGUCAAUUAUUGUAAAGGCUAAACAACUUCAGGAAAAGAUGUGUGAUGAAAUCCUGUUGGAGUAUCAAGAAUUGCUCCGAUAUGCUCAUGAAAACAAAACAGCAUUUAGUGACUUUUCCCCUGAUGUGUCUCGAAUUGAUGUUUUCUUUCGCAAUUACCUUGGUGGUGAGAAAAAGUUUGUGUAACUGUGGCCAGUUAUAAAAAUGCUUUUAAUUUUUUCACAUGGCCAAGCAGCUGUAGAGCGAGGGUUUUCUGUUAAUCGCCAUAUAGAAGUGGAAAAUCUAAAGGAAGAUUCGUAUGCAGCAAAGAGAUUAACCAUUGAAGAGAUCAGAAAAUGUGGCGGUGUUACAAAUGUUCCUCUAACAAGAGAGUUGCGGGCUUCUGUUGCAGCAGCUCGUCAGAAGUACAUGUCAUACUUGGAAGAGGAACGGAAGAAAAAAUCUAAU
Molecule: messenger RNA, 2074 nt
Organism: Bacillus rossius redtenbacheri
Lineage: Eukaryota; Metazoa; Arthropoda; Insecta; Phasmatodea; Bacillidae
Exons: 2
Coding region: 50-1813 (587 amino acids)
Source: RefSeq, a predicted model, not a curated record